UCGAAACCUCCUCCAGAGCCAAGCUGCAACUAUUCAGACAGCAGUCUCAGUUCCUGUUUCCGCCCGAACCCCUCAAGAUUUCUGCCCGCAGCAUCUUUGUUAAUCGAAAGAGUGUCUGCAGGGAUACAUUUCAUUUCUUGUCAUAGUGAGGAGUCAAGGUUCCCAGCCUUUAACAGAGACACACAGCGAGGCUCCCGUGCAUGCUUCCCGAUCUGCAGGAUGUACAAACAUCAGGAGACAGCGAGGAAUGGUUGAACGGUCAGCCCCUGAGUUGGGUGAGCAUCGGACUGUACCACAGCGUGCCUAGACUUGCUACCAUGCAGUAACCACUAGGCACCCACGAGCGCCCGCCUCCUCCGCCGUUGAUCGCCGAGUUCCGUGACUCCACCCCCGACCAACACCCACGCCCCUCCCCCUCAUACAGCCACACCCCUCACCAUCACGGCGGUGGAGGCGAGCAUGCGCCCGGGCGGCGCACUUUGAGCAGAGAGAGUGCGUGCACACCCGUGGCCGACGUCAUGCGGCCGUGGACGGGCUCGUGGCGCUGGAUCACCCUGGUGCUGCUGGCAUGGGGCACCCUGCUCUUCUACAUCGGCGGGCACCUGGUGCGCGACAGCGAGAGCCCAGAGCGCUCCAGCCGCGAGCUCUCCAAGAUUCUGGCCAAGCUGGAACGCCUCAAGCAGCAGAACGAGGACCUAAGGCGCAUGGCAGAGACGCUCAGGCUGCCUGAAGGCCAGGCUGAUGUUGGUGCUGGAGCUGCAGGGAGACUGCGUAGCUUGGAAGAGCAGCUGGUCAGAGCCAAGGAGCAGAUCAACUCUUACCGCAGUCUACCCGCUGAUGGCCCGGGGAGGAACCAGGAAGAGCUGCGGAGGAAGACUGAGAACGGAGUGCGGGAGUUGUGGUACUUUGUACGCAGUGAAGUGAAGAAACUGGGCCAUGUGGAGACUGGAGAGCUGCAGAAACACAUUGACAUCCUGCUACAGGACCUGGGACACCAGCAGAGGUCCAUCAUGACAGACUUGUACCAUCUUAGCCAGGCAGAUGGAGCUGGAGACUGGAGAGAGAAAGAAGCAAAGGACCUCACUGAUUUGGUGCAGAACAGGAUCACAUACCUACAGAACCCGCAGGACUGCAGCAAGGCCCAUAAGCUGGUGUGCAAUAUCAAUAAGGGCUGUGGAUAUGGCUGUCAGCUCCACCAUGUGGUCUACUGCUUCAUGAUUGCCUACGGCACCCAGCGCACGCUCAUCCUGGAGUCACAGAACUGGCGUUACGCCACAGGUGGCUGGGAAACAGUCUUCAUGCCCGUCAGUGAGACCUGCACAGACCGCACUGGAGCCUCCACUGGACACUGGUCUGGUGAGGCCAAUGAUCGGGACGUGCAAGUGAUCGAGUUGCCAAUUGUUGAUAGCCUGCAUCCCCGUCCGCCAUACCUGCCACUGGCCAUCCCUGAAGACCUGGCCGAGCGGCUGCAGCGGCUGCACGGAGACCCUUCCGUCUGGUGGGUGUCCCAGUUUGUCAAGUACCUUAUCCGCCCACAAGCCUGGCUGGAGAAGGAGAUGCGUGAGACCACCACCAAGUUGGGCUUCAGACACCCCAUCAUAGGGGUGCAUGUGCGGAGGACAGACAAGGUGGGCACAGAGGCAGCAUUCCACCCCAUAGAGGAGUACAUGCUGCAUGUAGAAGACCAGUUCCAGAGCCUGGCUCGGCGCAUGCAUGUUGACAAGAAACGCGUCUAUCUGGCCACUGACGACCCCUCACUGCUACAGGAGGCUAAGUCUAAGUACCCUGAUUAUGAAUUCAUCAGUGAUAACUCCAUCUCAUGGUCAGCCGGACUGCACAACCGUUAUACUGAAAAUUCAUUAAGAGGAGUCAUCCUAGAUAUCCACUUCCUGUCCCAGACCAACUUCCUGGUUUGCACCUUCUCCUCCCAGGUGUGCCGUGUGGCAUAUGAGAUCAUGCAGACGCUGCACCCAGACGCCUCAUCCUACUUCCACUCUCUGGAUGACAUCUACUACUUCGGGGGACAGAACGCACACAACCAGAUAGCCAUUUACCCCCACCAGCCACGCACCAACGACGAAAUCCCGCUGGAGCCCGGUGAUGUGAUCGGCGUGGCAGGCAACCACUGGGAUGGCUACUCCAAGGGCAUCAACCGCAAGAGUGGCCGCACUGGCCUCUACCCCUCCUACAAGGUGAAAGAGAAGAUAGAGAUAGUGAAGUACCCCACUUACCCAGAAGCUGACAAGCUGCUCAGUAAGCAGUAGAGACAGAGAGAGACUGUGUGGGAAUACAUUCAAUACUGAAUACUGUAAUGAAGAAAGCCUGGACCUCCUGGAUGGAAAUGCACUGUCUGUGUGUGUCUGUGUGUGCGUGUGUGUGUGCGUGUGUGUGUGUGAGAAUCAGUGGUGGCAUUAUUUACAGGGUUUGAGACUAGUUCCUAACCCUAGUAAUUGGUCCUGAAGUCCAUAUAUUAAGUGGCCAUCAGGGUUGUGGAAAUAAAGAAUGGUCUACUAAAAGACUACAAGAUCAGCUUGCCACUGCAGCUACUUCUCUAAACCUCCGGAUAAAAUGAAGAAAACUGCCUUUGAUUAUUUAAGAUCAGUUGAAAAAACAAAAACAAGACACUCCACACUGCUUUAAAAAAACAAUAUGAGAGGAAUCUUAAACCUGGACUCUGAACAUAAACUUUUCUUUCCUCCCUGUGCUGUUUUUCUCCUGUAUGAACACUGACUUCGUUCUUUACAGUAGCUUCAACCACUCCUGUCAUAUCCUCCAUGGUUCUGCACUUCAACCAUGGCAACGCCAUCACACACCCUUGCACCCUUGUGCUCUCGCCUUCAUCUGCCAUGCUGUGCUUUAAAGCAAAAAACAUGCCUUUUGGUGUUUUUUUUCUAAUUGAGACAUUACAUUUUGUGUUAUGUGUGGGUGUGGG
Molecule: messenger RNA, 2932 nt
Organism: Electrophorus electricus (electric eel)
Lineage: Eukaryota; Metazoa; Chordata; Actinopteri; Gymnotiformes; Gymnotidae
Gene: fut8a
Product: fucosyltransferase 8a (alpha (1,6) fucosyltransferase)
Biological process (GO): protein N-linked glycosylation
Cellular component (GO): Golgi cisterna membrane
Molecular function (GO): protein binding; glycoprotein 6-alpha-L-fucosyltransferase activity
Source: RefSeq, a predicted model, not a curated record